Messenger RNA from Peromyscus californicus insignis, 7220 nucleotides. It is a transcript of the gene Dzip3, whose product is annotated as DAZ interacting zinc finger protein 3. The record is from RefSeq and is a predicted model, not a curated record. Bases 371 to 3880 code for a protein of 1169 amino acids. The transcript is spliced from 31 exons. NCBI's taxonomy places the organism in Eukaryota, Metazoa, Chordata, Mammalia, Rodentia, Cricetidae. Gene Ontology annotation, molecular function: ubiquitin-protein transferase activity; polyubiquitin modification-dependent protein binding; RNA binding. Gene Ontology annotation, biological process: protein polyubiquitination. Gene Ontology annotation, cellular component: cytoplasm.
GUUUGUCGAGGCUCUGCGGGAGCGGGAAGGGGGCCGGGAACCCCCGCAGCAGCCCCGCUUCGGCCGAGGGGCCGCGAGGUGUCCGCGGGAGGCCCGCGAGGACGCGGGAUCUCGCGAGAAACGCGAUUGCGGCUCGACCUGUGGCGGGGCUGCUCCGGAGGCGCGCGGGGGUUCGGGAGGCGCGCGUCGUGGGCUCCGGUGCCGUGGGCGUCCUCGGCCUCGGCGCUGCGGGGGGGCCUGGUGGUCGCGUGCGCGUCGGCCGCUGCUCGGGACACGGUGGCCUCCCCCUAGUCUAGCACGCUUUAAAUGGCUGGAGUAAAAGUCAAUUUGCAAGCAUUGGAAUAAAUCUUGUAAAGGAACAUUUUGUAACAUGGAUUCUCUAGCAGAAGAAUUUUUUGUGAGUGGAAAUCCUGAUGUGGAGGAGCAAACCAAGGAAGAAACUGAGAAUAAAGUAGAAAAACCAGUCAGUCAGUUGGACAAAGAGAAAACAAAUAUACCUACUGAUCUUGACCCUGUAAACAUACUAUUAGAAGUGAAGAAGCUAUUAAAUGCCAUCGAUGCUCUACCCAAAGGUGUGGUCCCUAACGUUGAAAAGUUCAUACAAGAAGACUUCUUCCAGUCUAUGAAGAGGGAAGUUGCAGCUAAUAGCCAGACUGGGGAAGAAAUUGUUCCUGCUUUAACAUUACAUUUUUUGAUAACACAACUGGAAGCAGCACUUAGAAACAUUCAAGCUACUAAUUGUACUGUACAGCAAAUUAAUAUUGGUUAUUACUUGACAUUACUAUUUUUGUAUGGAGUAGCACUCAGUGAAAGAGGAAAGAAAGAGGACUGCACAGAAGCUGAAAAUAAAUUUCUAGUGAUGAAGAUGAUGAUCCAAGAACAUGAAAUUUGUGAAAACUUUAUGACUUUAGUUUAUUUUGGACGUGGUUUACUUCGAUGUGCUCAGAAGAGAUAUAAUGGAGGACUACUAGAAUUUCACAAAAGCUUACAAGAAAUGGGAGAUACGGAUGAUAAUUGGUUUGACGUAGAUCCUACAGAUGAUGAAGAUUUACCUAUGACUUUCAAAGAUAUUCUCAAUAAUUUUAUCAAAAGAACUGAAAGUAAUAUAAUGAAACAGACCAUUUGCAGUUAUCUUGAUUGUGAGCGCUCUUGUGAAGCUGACAUUUUAAAGAACACCAACUAUAAGGGAUUUUUUCAGCUAAUGUGCAGUAAAAGUUGCUGUAUUUACUUCCAUAAAAUUUGUUGGAAAAAGUUCAAGAACUUGAAGUACCCAGGAGAAAAUGAUCAGAGUUUUAGUGGGAAAAAAUGUUUGAAAGAAGGAUGUGGAGGUGACAUGGUAAGAAUGCUGCAAUGUGAUGUACCUGGAAUUGUCAAAAUUUUGUUUGAAGUGGUGAGAAAGGAUGAAUAUAUAACCAUCGAAAACUUAGGAGCAAGUUACAAGAAGUUGAUGUCUCUGGAAUUAACUGACACUGAUAUAAGACCAGAAUUCAAUUUAAAAUUAGAUGAAAAAGAUGAAAUGCCUAUCUUCAAACUUGAUUAUAAUUAUUUCUAUCAUCUGCUUCAUAUAAUUAUUAUUUCUGGUACUGACAUUGUCCGACAAAUAUUUGAUGAGGCUAUGCCACCCACUCUUUUGAAAAAAGAACUGCUUAUACACAAGAAUGUGCUGGAACCCUACUACAAUCAUCUUUGGACCAAUCACCCUUUGGGUGGAUCAUGGCAUCUGCUUUAUCCCCCAAACAAGGAGCUACCACAGUCCAAACAGUUUGACCUAUGCCUCUUAUUAGCGCUCAUUAAACAUCUGAAUGUAUUCCCUGCACCCAGAAAAGGCUGGGAUAUGGAACCACCGUCUUCUGAUCUCUCUAAGUCUGCAGACAUUCUGAGGCUCUGCAAGUACAGAGAUAUCCUCCUCAGUGAGAUUCUGAUGAAUGGUCUCACUGAGUUACAGUUCAAUUCAAUUUGGAAAAAAGUUUCUGAUAUUCUUCUGCGCCUUGGGAUGAAACAAGAGGAUAUUGACAAAGUCAAGGAGAAUCCCAUUGAGAAUAUCUCCCUUGAUUAUCAUCAGCUGUCCAUUUAUCUAGGCAUACCAGUACCAGAAAUCAUCCAGAGGAUGUUAUCCUGCUAUCAACAAGGAAUUGCUCUACAGUCAAUAACAGGCAGUCAGCGUAUGGAUAUAGAAGAGUUACAGAACGAUGAAGAAGAAUUGAGUCCACCUGUGAUGGAAUACAGUAUAAAUGUGAAAUCAAACACUGAAAUGCAGUUAGCAGAAAUAAAUAAAGAUGUAUCCUCGAUACCUAGUGAAUCUUCAACAGAAUCUGUUAAAGAUCUUCAAGAGGUUAAAAGUAAAACAAAGAAGAAGAAGAAAACUAAGAAUAAAAAGGAUAAGGACUCAGAAGAAGAGCAAGGCUCAUAUAUGGUAGAAAAGGAAGACCAACUGGAAACAGAACAAGUAGAUGUACACACACUCAGCACAUCCGUAAAAAUUGAUGCAAGUGAUGCGCAAGAAGAUUCUGCAGCGGAGGACAAGUUCUGUAGCCUGGAUGAACUACAUAUUCUGGACAUGGUAGAGCAGGGCUCAUCUGGAAAGGAAAGUACAGACUGCAAAGAAACUGAAAAGGAAAGGCUUGCUCAUCAACACCAGCUUUAUAAAUUGCAGUAUGAGUGUGAAGAUUACAAAAGACAACUGAAAACAGUGACAUUUCGGUGGCAGGAAGCUCAAAUGCAGAUUAAAAAGAAAGAAAAAAUUAUUGUAUCUCUUAACCAGCAAGUGGCUUUUGGAAUCAAUAAAGUGUCCAAAUUACAGCGCCAAAUCCAUGCUAAAGAUGAUGAAAUAAAGAACCUUAAAGAUCAACUUUCCAUGAAAAGAUCUCAGUGGGAAAUGGAGAAGCAUAAUCUGGAAAGCACAGUUAAAGCAUAUUUAAACAAACUGAAUGCAGAAACCAAUAGAGCCUUAACAGCUGAGGUGUACUUCUUACAGUGUCGUAGAGAUUUUGGUUUGCUGCACCUCGAACAGACGGAAAAGGAGUGCCUCAAUCAGCUUGCCAGGGUGACUCACAUGGCGGCAAGCAACUUAGAAUCACUUCAAUUAAAGGCAGCUGUGGAUAGCUGGAAUGCCAUUGUGGCAGAUGUUAGAAACAAGAUUGCAUUCCUCAGGACACAAUACAAUGAACAAAUCAAUAAGGUGAAACAAGGGUUUGCCUUGAGUACCCUGCCUCCAGUCCAGCUUCCCCCACCACCACCAAGUCCUGAGAUACUGAUUCAGCAGUUCUUAGGAAGACCCCUUGUGAAGGAAUCUUUCUUUAGACCCAUCCUUACUGUUCCUCAAAUGUCUGCAGUUUGCCCUGGAGUUAUCUCUGCAGCUGUACAGCCUAGACCACCCCUGAUGCCUGGGAUAACCUGGGCUAUGCCAACACCUAUAGGUGAUACGGUGUCACCCAGUGCAAGUCUGUGCAGUGAACCUCUCAUGAUAAACUGGGAGAGGAUUACAGACAGGCUGAAAACUACUUUUCCACAACAGACAAGGAAGGAACUUACAGAUUUCUUACAACAGCUGAAGGAUUCUCAUGGGAAGUCCGUGUCUCGACUUACAUUUGAUGAAAUUGCUUACAAGAUUUCUCAAAUGAUUGAGCCCAAGAAACCUGAGAGUGAAGGAAAAUCUGCACCAGAUGGUAAUAGUGCAUCACCCAGCCACACUUCAUCACAGCCUAAUGCUCCCCAGACCCCCAAAUCAUCACAAGAGUCUACCACAGGGGAAGGAGACAAAGAUUUGGAUAAUGAAGAGGAAGAAGAGGAGCCCUGUGUGAUCUGUCAUGAGAAUGUGUCUCCAGAAAACCUUUCAGUUUUGCCUUGUGCUCACAAAUUCCACUCUCAGGUAAACGUUUAAGCUUGUCCUGUUAACAUUUUACCAUUAAUCAGCUAAGCAAGCUUACUGCCUUACUUAAAAGGUACAUCAGCAUCCAGUGCCAUUUCACAGUCCCACUGGGCAUAACUACACUUUCUUCUCUGGGUACCAUACAGAAAUGUUUACAUCUUUCCCUGUAUACAGUCAUGGUUAUACUACGGUUUUCAGGAGGACAGCCUGGAGAUUUAAAUGGUAUCAGUACACAGUUCCCUUGAACAGAACUAGGAGAAACAUGAAUUGACAGCAGUUGAGUGACAGGACUAACAACAAAGAAGUGUCACUUUACCUCGACUCACUGUAAACUCUACAGUGUCUAUUGUCCAUAUGUAAUAAUGGCCUCCUCAGUUAAAGCAGAAGACUUGUCUUAGUAAUCUCUCUAACCUCUUGUGUUUCUGUUUUAAGAUUCCAAGGCUUUUGUAUUAAUGAUAGAAAAAUGUGAGCCUGGCAUAGCUUUUGUGUUCUUGGUGUCUACAUGGAUUAACUCCUGGUGCUGCUGCUGUGUAUAACUGUUACUGAUGUACAAUGUAUGGUCCAAAUCCUCUGGGGGGAAAUGUGAUUCAACAAAAGAAAGAUUAUGUUAGACAAGAAGUGUUUUUCUCGGGGAAGUGAACAAUUGCCUGAUUUUUUCAAACCAUGUUUCAAAGAUACAGUAUGUGGUACCUGAUACAAAAUUAUGUGUGUUAUCUGCUUUGCUCUGAAGAGGUUUGUAAAAUGCCUAAUCCCAAAAGUUCUCCAAGAUGACACUUAGCCACCCAACUUUCCCAUUUUGAAAUUUUAAUAUGUGAUGAUUUUAAAAUAAGAAUGUUUGUCAAAACUUAUUUGCCAUUGCCCAGUGAACAAGAAGUAAAUAAUUCAUUCAGUUUACUCUUUAAGUUUAGUUAUGAAGCCUCAGAUAGAGUCCCUAUACUUAAUCCUGUUAUCAGAUUUGGUUCUCCAUUAUUCAAACAUCAAAAAUAUGUUUUGAGUCAAUACUUAGCAAAACAUAACAAAUACUUCAUUGUUCGAGAUUACUAUCUUUCACUGUAGAAAACAAUCUGAAGAGAGUUUUCAUCCAGGGAGUUUCAGCUUUAGAGCCCCAUAAAGGUAUUGGUAGCUUUCGUAUGCCUAGUUGUUAUUUAAUUAUAAGUGAAAAGAAUUUAUAAACAAAAUCAACUAAAGAGAGAAUAUAGCAAGCUUCUCCAAUAUCCUUGUAAGAAAGAGCUACUAGUCAUUUUUUAAAAUAGGGUGAGACCAAAUUUUGAGUAGACUUGCUUAAAGAUACUCUACAGUUGCCAGCUUAUAUUGCUUAGCAAACCAGAGAGGGUACCAUGGUUGUAACAGAUUGCUUGGCUUGCAGACCCACCAGAAGACGUGUUGAUUAGGAACUAUGCUGUAUGGAGUAGUGGCUGCCUCUGCUAGGCUAAAUUUGAAACUCUGACUGGAAUCAUUUUGCUCCUUAGUACAUUAGACCAUGGUUGAUGCAACAGGGGACAUGCCCCACCUGCAGACUCCAUAUUUUGAUACCAGAAGAAUUCCCUGGCCACCCCAACGGGUAGUUACCCAAGAUCUGAUACAAGGCAGGUAGCUAUACCUAAGAUGAGUUUUAGACAUUGCAAUUUAGUUUGGCCUUUAAUGAGCUAAUUGUUUGAACAGUAUUAUGUAGCAGUAUGCCCUUUGGUGUCAUGCAAAUAGACCAGCUAAUCACACCAGGGCUGAGCCAGGAUCAAGACAGAUCUAAAGCACGUGUCAGUUCAAUGGAAGGGACUUAAAGAAGGUGGGAUUUGAUAGUUGCAUUUUACUGCUCUUCAUAACAUUUUCCAUGUUUAAACACAAGACCUAUAAAGAUAACAGUGUAUUUCUUAGAAUGUCCUAUCUUUUUCGUUCUUACUCUCUUUACUUUCUCUCAAGUAUGGUACAUUUUAAUUUCCUGAAAUUUAGGAGAAAAGGUAGGAAAAUUCUAUAGAUUUUAAUUUUCUUUUUAACUUUGAAAUUUUGGUGUUAAAAUGUAACUAUUAAAAGUUAUAAAUUCUAUCUUAGCUUUUCUAUCUUCUGAAAUAGCUACGCUUGAUGAGAUUAUGGACUCCUUGACUGGUGACCAUACAGUGGUUUAUAAUAGCCUGUGACAAAUGAUUGUUUCAGACAUUGCAGAACCAAUGUGUUAAAUUGUUGGUGCCAUGAAAUCUCCACAAUAAUUAUACUAUAGAAACUACAACUAAGAUUUGUAUUUCCCUCAAGAGCUAGUUCUUAAAAUCACACCGCAAGACACCUAUGUUCCCAAUAGUUAGCACCAUAAGUAUGAAAUGAAGUUAGAAUUAGAAAUCAGGGGUAGUAAAGGAGGCAGAUAUGCAAAGGGAGUCAUUUGCUGAGAUGACUAAUUGAGAUCUUACAGUACUUUGUAAACAUAUUCCUUGGCUCUUAAUCAUUUGCAUUUGGGGGAUUUCUUUUCCUGCUUUAAAGAUGUCUGCUGUCAUGUAAUUGUUCUGGGGAAGAGUGGAAGCCAUUUAUAUGUACUUGCUGCUGCUUGUGACAAAGUUGACACUCACUAGACCAUUUGCCUGUCUAAAGCUUGCCACCGAGAGAGAGUUCCAAUUCUUAGACAACAAAGCCUCUUUUAAAAAUAGCGUAAAUGCUGUAAGUGGUGUACAUGCCUGUACUUUCAAACUUAAAGAAAAUCCAUAGUUACCUUGGGAGACAUCUAUCCUUGGUUCAUAUUCACAGUCUCAAUUUCAUUAAUUUUGGGAGGAAAAGUUGCUUUGACUCAGCAACUAUUUUCUUGUGUAUAUUUCAGUGUAAAUGUAUUUUGAAGUUACUGUGAAUCUAUUUAAUAAUUCUGUGCCUGCAAUUGUAUGCUAAACUUCUUUUUCUAUUUUGAAAAUAAACUGAAAAAUGUGACGAAAAAUAUUUUUAAAAUGUCAACAUUUGAAUGGGUGAGAUGAUCCAGCAGGUGAAGGUGCUUGUUGCCAAGCCUGAUGACCUGAGUUCUGUUCCUGGGACGCGCAUGGUGAAAGGAAGAACUGCCAGUCCUGCAAAUGGUCCUCUGACCUCCACAUGCGCAGUGUGGCUUGUGUGUGCACACAGACACAGUACAUUCAGAUGCACAAAAAAUGAAGGGAGGGAGGAAGGAAAAGUAUUCUUAAGUAUGUCAUUCGUUUAUAUAUAAAAUAGCAUUGUGGUAGAUUUGCAGAAUCUAGAACUUAUGGGACAUUUCAGUCAUCAUCUUAUCACAGUUAUGUAGCAAAUUACCUUGUAAGACAGUUCGUGCUUACAAUUUGUUUCUUAGUUCAUGUUUAUAAUUGUAAUUUCAUUUUUAUGUGGAAAAUAAAAGUAUUUCUGAAUUGAACAA